GGAUACGGCUGGGCUCUGCGUGGGACUGCGGGGCUGCCGCGAGGGCUCGGAGAAACCAUGGGUUACUGCAGCGGCAGGUGCACGCUGAUCUUUAUCUGUGGCAUGCAACUGGUCUGUGUGCUGGAGAGACAAAUAUUUGAUUUCCUUGGUUAUCAAUGGGCACCAAUCCUGGCAAAUUUUGUACACAUUAUUAUAGUCAUACUUGGCCUAUUUGGAACCAUCCAGUAUAGACCUCGCUACAUAACAGGAUAUGCUGUCUGGCUAAUCCUCUGGGUUACAUGGAACAUAUUUGUUAUCUGCUUCUACUUGGAAGCUGGAGACCUAUCAAAGGAAACAGAUCUUAUUCUGACUUUCAAUAUUUCAAUGCACCGAUCUUGGUGGAUGGAAAAUGGCCCAGGCUGCACAGUGACAUCUGUGACUCCAGCCCCAGAUUGGGCCCCAGAAGACCAUCGCUACAUCACUGUGUCAGGGUGCAUUCUUGAAUAUCAAUAUAUAGAAGUGGCUCACAGUUCUCUACAAAUCUUUUUUGCACUGGCAGGAUUCAUCUACGCCUGUUAUGUUGUGAAAUGUAUCACCGAAGAAGAGGACAGCUCUGAAUACCCGGUGAUGGGCGGAAGAUUGGCCUACUGGCUCCCUGGAGCAAACCAGAUUGAUUUCAUAGGUGGAUUUGACUCUUACGGCUAUCAAGGCCCACAGAAGACGUCGCAUUUACAGCUACAACCAAUGUAUUUGUCUAAGUAGACACAAGCUAAAUCUGUCCUGGGGAUGAAAGACUGGACAAAGAUCUACUUCUUGCACAGCCUCCUGCAGGUUGCGGAAGAAUGAAAGAAGACCUAACUUUUCUGUUUCAAUAUAUAAUAGAACACUCAGAGACAAGGGCCUCUCUGUCUAGCUAGUACUGGCAGAAGUGCACAAGAUCCAGUCCCUCCCAACUUUGAUUUUACAAGUUCCUCACAGAAGGUUUAAAAAAAAAAACAGUGGUGCCAUCUCCUGGGCACUAUCUACCUUCUGCACCUGCCUCUGAUUUAUGAAACAAUCUCAUGUCUUUUAACUAUUUGAGGCUCUUUUGUACUCUGUCUGGAGCCAUGUCUUCUUAGUCCAUACAGAUUAAAGAUCUUUAGAUAAAGUUGAAGCUGAAGUCAGUAGACAGGAAGUUGUUUGCCCUAAAGGCUGUUUAAUAUAUGCUUGCCUUAACCCAUCCUGAGUCACACACUGAGAACUUUGAUGAGAACUCUCUGAAAUCACUUCCUUUAGGAUCAGUCAUACUGUUCAUGAAUUCUAAACAAAAGUUAUAAAGCUGUGUCAGGUAAUAGACAACGCUCCCACCUUUCUGGAGAUGACUGUACUAAAAAAAUAAUCUAUCAGAAAAAAGUGCUUUAUGAUUAAGCUUCCAGAAUACUUGGUUUCAAAUUACCUGCAUGUAUUUUAAAAGAACUGGACACUUUGGGAGCUGGGAAAAGCCAGGAAAAAGAAUUUUUACUAAACAAUAACUAAAGAAAGCGCAAACUCAGUGCUCCUUAACCCCACUGUUUUAGUGAAUGCACUCUAGGUGCUUUUAUAAAUGAUUCUAACCUACGUCUUUUACUAAUAACAGAGAUAUCUGCAUAUUUCUUAUCAACAGAGGCCAACUGCAUAAGUAUUAACAAUGUUUACUCUUUUAUAACUAAUUCCAGUUGAAAACCUUAUGUAAGUGAACUUUUUUUAAAAAAACAACAACAACCCUGAAAACCUGCAGCAUAUAAGAUCUUUCUGGAUUUUGUUCUUUUUUGUUUUUAAUUUGGGGUGGGAGUAGUUGCCUUGGUGAGAUUUUUGAAAACCUUUUUUGUGGUACUGGGGAAACUAUUGUGUGUUAGAAUGUGUAUCUUAUCUUCCUGUAUUUUUGUGGCUAAAAAAACCUGUGCUGUUAUGUAGUUGGCAACAAGAUGCCUUUGGAAACUUUACUAGUAGGUCAAUGUCUAUGAAAUACUCUUGACUCCUAGAAGCGUCUGUAUUCUGAAUUUGAGCUGUAUAUUCAACUACUGCAGUGGCUUUUCUUUGGGAAGAGUUAUAUUGCUCAGGCUUUUUUUAAACUUGAAUUGCCCUAAUUUCUUUAUUUAAAAACCAACAAAUACAUCAGCCUUAGGCACUUGCUGGGUUAGGGUCUUCUUAGCCCAAAAUAACUUUUGUCUGCACUUGCCAAAUGUUUCAAUUCUAUAUAGUCUAGAUAUCCACCAUGUAGUAACUCUCAAUGCAAGUUCCUUAGAAUAAGACAGUUCAUCUUUUACCCAUUAUCACCAGUGCAUACAUACCAGUAUAUUUACAAAAAUGCCACCUGAAUGACAACAGAACAGAUAUUUCUAACAGAAAAAAAACACUAGUUGGUUCCAGCAAUAAAUGUCACAUCAGUAACAGCGAUAUGAAUGGAACAUUACAUCGACCUAUAAUACAAUAAUGAAAUGUAUAUAAAAUAGUGGUUAGUACUUGAAAAUUCCAAGAAAUAUAUAACUUAUAAUUAAGUCUCUGCCUGGUUAUAUCAAUACCAGUGGUAAUAAGGAUAGUAUAUGUACUGUCACUUUAGUUACAGCUUCUAAAGAUGCUCUCAAUUUUAAUGGUUGUUUGCAGUUUCAUUAUUUUUGGUCAGGAUCAAGAGCCACAAUUCUUUUUUUUUUAUUGAAAGUUUUUAAAUUUUACAAAACAAAUCCCUUCCCCAAACCCCCACC
Molecule: messenger RNA, 2699 nt
Organism: Crotalus tigris (Tiger rattlesnake)
Lineage: Eukaryota; Metazoa; Chordata; Lepidosauria; Squamata; Viperidae
Gene: NKAIN2
Product: sodium/potassium transporting ATPase interacting 2
Exons: 8
Coding region: 58-741 (227 amino acids)
Biological process (GO): regulation of sodium ion transport
Source: RefSeq, a predicted model, not a curated record